This is a messenger RNA of Papaver somniferum (opium poppy), 5027 nucleotides long. Its product is annotated as probable leucine-rich repeat receptor-like serine/threonine-protein kinase At3g14840. Gene Ontology annotation, molecular function: protein kinase activity; protein binding; ATP binding. The transcript has 30 exons. The record is from RefSeq and is a predicted model, not a curated record. The coding region runs from base 1661 to 4702 and encodes 1013 amino acids. Lineage: Eukaryota; Viridiplantae; Streptophyta; Magnoliopsida; Ranunculales; Papaveraceae. Gene Ontology annotation, biological process: protein phosphorylation.
UUUAUAGAAUCGGAUAGAUCUGUUCCUUUUGAAAAGCAGAUAAUCGUAAAAACUAAGGAAUUCUCAACAGAUCACCACAUAUUGAUGAAAAAUGAAGAGAACAAUUUGAAAAGACGUCGUGUGUUUGGUGCUCAUUUUCAACUUCACUUUGCUUCUAACACUCGUUUCGAACUUAAACGGCGUGUUUCAGGUGGUACUAUUCAUGCAACUGAAGGAAUCCAUGGGAGCAUUUCAGGUGGUACUAUUCUUGCACCUGAAGGAGUCCAUGGGAGAAUUUGUGGAAUAAGAGAAUAGGUGGAAACAGUUCUUGGUUCCAUACAAGCUGAUGGCUGGUUGCAAGGUCUAAGACAGGUCGAAUCUCCAGUGAGUCCUGAAAAAGAAGCCAUCCAUCAUGGACAUACUAGCAGUUCCCCCGUCUUGGAGCAGGGGAGGAUGCACCUUUACGAUGGGAUCUUGUGCGAGUCAAGAUAAUAUCUCCUGGAACGCCAUCAGUGUCGCCCAUCGAAAGAGUUGGAAAGUACGUGAACCCAGAGAUAGUAUUGAUGUCCGAAUUUCUAGGAUUGGGAAGUUUUAUAGGAGCUGUAGAUCCAUGUAUGACGGGCUUCCUUAAUUCCACCACGGUUGUAAUGUAAUGCACUGGCGGGAGUCGUUGCGAAUAAGCUUCAAGUUUUCUCAUGAGCAAGGGCAUUGAGGAGGUGGUUGUCCAUCUGAGCUCUUCCAUUUCAGUAGGGUUUCACAUAUGAAAGGUGGGAUAUUCAAGUAUCUAGAGGAAGUUCCAGAAGCACAGAGCCUGUGGGAGGUGGAGUAUUUUGUAUUGGACAAGAGAGUCUCUGUUGCAUGAAUUAGCUUAAGGAAGCAUCGACUUUUUUCUAUGGGUGCAAACAACCUGUAAGCGAUGCUGACAUGGAAGCUUUCGAGUGGGAAUAUGGAGUUUCAUGCCUCUAUUGUUUCUCCAAGAAAUCUGAAGAAGAGAAAGAUAGGACAAGCCCAUAUCGUUUCUCCGCAAAAUCUGAAGAAGAGAAAGAUAGGGUAAGAGUUUGCGUACAAAGAGCUACUUAAAGGUUAAACUGGGUAAACAGUCAUUUAUCUUAAAUAUAGUAUUGCAUAUAAAGGUGGGUAAAUAACCAUUUAAAAAAAAUUACCUGUAAACACUAUAGGAUAAUUAUUCAUAAGGAAGGUUUACCAAAAGGCAAUAUGUAGGAGCAAUUAGAUGGAUUGAUCAAAAGGGUCUCACUUUUAUCAUAUGCAAGUACAAUCUCAAAUCUGAGUCUGAUGAGAACAGACAAGAGGACGAGAAAUGCAAUGAAAUCGUUGCAUCUAUCAAGUAGAGCACAAGAUAUUAGUCUAUUUCAUUGAGAGCAUUAUGAGCUUCCAAAGAAGGAAUGUCAUAGAGUAGAUAUGGUUUGCAUUGACUGAGGAAGGAAAGGUUCUCCUGAGUCGUAUUUCGAGAAAACCGAUAUUUGCACAAGUCGCAGCCUUGUCGGACAAAGAUAUUUGUCGAUACAGAGAUAAGGGGUCCCAAUCCCAAUGAACCUGGCCAUGGCCAAGCUAGGGCGAAUCAAAACCUAAAUUGGCAAAUGUGAUGAUUGUAAGAGCUCAGCUUUAGACCAGAGAACUCAAGAGGAAGCAAAAGCACCAUUAUACUUCAGCUUGCGAACUCAUGAUGGAUGCUAUUGGAGGAUCGUCAUCAGUUCAUCAUGGUCGUAUGCUUUACCUUUAUGUUUUUGCGGUGUUGUUGAUUAUUGGAUGUGGUUUCUUUGAUCUGGCUCUUUCUCACCGGCUACCAGACGUCGAAGUCGAGGCUCUAACAGAAAUAGCAAAGACAUUAGGAAAGCAAGGAUGGGACUUUGCAAAAUUGGAUCCCUGUAAUGGUACCGAUGGUAUUAACUGUAAUUGCACUUCCUCUGGCGACGCCGUCUGCCAUGUUACAGCAAUAGUGCUUGAUAGACAGAGCUUAGCGGGCAUAUUACCUCCAGAGCUUGUCAAGCUUCCUUACCUCCAAGUAAUUAACCUUGACCGCAACUACCUCAACGGUUCAAUCCCAAAAGUAUGGGGUUCUAUGAAGUUGGUGAACAUCUCGCUCUUUGGAAAUCGAUUAUCUGGCCCAAUCCCGGAAGAGAUAGGAAAUAUCACUACUUUAAAAAAUUUAGCUUUGGAAAUCAAUCAACUCUCUGGGCAUCUUCCUCAAAAACUCGGAGACAUCGUAGGCAUAAACCGGAUAGUGCUUAGCUCGAAUAAUUUUACUGGGGAAGUGCCGCCAACUUUUUAUAAGUUAACCAACCUGACAGACUUCCGAAUAAGUGACAAUCAGUUCACUGGAAAGAUACCUAGCUUUAUAAAGAAUUGGACCAACCUUGAAAGACUAGAGAUUCAAGCAAGCGGUUUGGAAGGACCAAUUCCAUGUGACAUCUCUGCCUUGGAGAAUUUAUCAAUUUUGAAGAUUAGUGACUUACGUGGUAAUAAAUAUGGUCCUUUUCCACCACUUCAUAACUUGAAAAGCAUGUACAUACUUACUCUAAGGAGUUGCAAUAUUAACGGAACAUUACCCACCUACUUUAGCAGUAUGAAAAGGCUCAAGUCCUUAGAUCUCAGCUUUAACAAACUUUCGGGAGAAAUUCCAAACAACUUCAUCAAUCCUUCUCUAGUUAAAUUUCUGUACUUAACCGGAAACUUGCUGACUGGACCUUUACCGAGUUGGAUGCUUGGAGAAGUAAAAAGUAUUGAUCUUUCAUACAACAAUCUCACAUUGGAGAACUCAUGGGGUUGUCAACUGAACCGUACUAUAAAUUUAUUUGGAAGCUCUUCAAUAAGAAACAGCUCGAAUGGCAUACCAAAAUGCUUGAAGAGCCUCGUUUGUGAUCAACCGGAUCGUCAUUCGUUCAACAUCAACUGUGGUGGAGAAAGUUUUCUUGUGAAUGGAAGUGAUGAUGGCAACUACGAUUGGGAUCAGAAUGCAGAGGGCUCUUCGAACUUUUACCACCAAAGAACUAAUAAUUGGGCCUUAAGUACCACUGGUGAUUUCAUGGACAAUAAUGACGGUAGUGACAUUCUUAUAGCUGGAAUUCCUAUAACAUCUCUCUCGAUGGCGGAUUCAGAAUUAUACACGGCCGCACGCAAAUCUCCUCUAUCUCUAACUUAUUAUGGGUUUUGUUUGAUCAAUGGGAAUUAUACUGUGAACCUCCACUUCGCUGAGAUAGAAUUCCUCCCAAAUGAUAAAUCACAAGACAGUCUUGGGAGGCGUGUGUUCGAUGUCUACAUUCAGGGAAAGCUUAAGUUGAAGGAUUUCAAUAUUGUGAAAGCAGCAGGUGGAGUUCGCCAGGCAGUCAUUAAAACAUUCAAUGUGUCAGUUACUAGUAAUUCCUUGGAAAUUCGGUUUUACUGGGCUGGAAAAGGCACACAAAGGAUCCCUAAAGCCGGAUUCUAUGGUCCUCUUGUUUCAGCUAUUUCUGUAUUAAAUCCUGAUUUUGUACCUCCUCGUUCAAACACUCGUGGGAAAAACAUACCUGUAGGUGCUGUGGCAGGAAUUAUUGCUGCUGUAUUAUGUUUUGUCUUUAUUCUGGCGGGUGCCGUCUGGGGGAAGGUUUAUUUGGGGAGAAGAAAUGCGAUCGAUAAAGAACUAAGAGGUUUGGACCUAAACACUAAUUCCUUCACGUUGAGGCAAAUAAAAGCUGCAACGAACAACUUUGCUGCAGAAAACAAGAUUGGUGAAGGUGGUUUUGGACCUGUUUAUAAGGGAUAUCUGUUAGAUGGCACUAUAAUUGCUGUUAAACAACUAUCUGCCAAAUCUAAACAAGGAAAUCGUGAAUUUAUAAACGAGAUAGGCAUGAUUUCUGGCUUACGACACCCUAAUCUUGCAAAGCUUUAUGGAUGCUGCGUCGAAGGAAAUCAGUUGCUUCUUAUUUAUGAAUACUUGGAAAAUAAUUGCCUUGCCCGUGCAUUGUUUGAAGAAGAAGCGGUCCAAUUGAAGCUUGAUUGGCCAACAAGGCAGAAGAUUUGUAUAGGUAUAGCCAGAGGCCUAACUUAUCUGCACGAAGAAUCAAGGCUGAAGAUUGUUCACAGAGACAUCAAGGGUACUAACGUGCUUCUCGAUAAGGAUCUUAACCCAAAGAUUUCUGACUUUGGUCUGGCAAAACUGGACGAGGAAGAUGACACCCAUAUCAGCACUCGGAUUGCAGGUACUCGUGGUUACAUGGCACCGGAGUAUGCAUUAAGAGGCUAUUUGACAGAUAAAGCAGACAUUUACAGUUUUGGAGUUGUUGCGUUAGAAAUUGUAAGUGGGAAGAGCAAUACAAGUUAUCGGACAAAAGAAGAGUGUGUUUAUCUUCUUGAUUGGGCUUUAGUUCUUCAGGAGAAUGGAAAUUUAAUGGAGUUGGUUGAUCCAAAGUUGGAGUCUGAAUUUGAGGAGGAAGAGGUUUUGCGGAUGAUUAAUAUAGCUCUCAUGUGCACCAACACAUCUCCCACCUUAAGGCCUAAGAUGUCUUCAGUAGUCAGCAUGCUUGAAAGCCAAACUUCUAUCGGAGAAUUCGUUUCGAAUUCAAUAAGUGAAUCUACCGAUGAUUUGAAAUUCGAAGCGGUUAGAGAUUAUCAUUAUGAUCAAACACAGAGUAUUUCUAAGGAUACCCCGUUCUCGGAGUCUUCAACAUCUGCUGCUGAUCUUUAUCCGCUCAUUAACGAAUCAGAUUACUGGACUAACAGAGAUUAGAGAAGUUAUACAACUUCCAAGUCAUUAUAUAAACUAGUUCGAUAUAAGAGUUGAUGGAGUUUACAUAUGUGUUUAAAUGUAUAAUAUGCCUAUUCGGAGUUUUGUCCAACUUUUCAAUUCCCGCCUUGAAUUGUAAGUAAUAUAAUCUAUCCGCUGUGUUGGAGGAUUUUCAUAAAAUUACAUAUAUCAGUACUAUCGUUGAACUAGGUUUUCAUCGGUGCUACUGCCAAGAUAAUUGUUAUUGCUAAGGAUGGAUGUUAUUUCUAGUGUCACGUCAGAAGUGCUUGGUAUUUUAUUAGAGAAGUGUUUGGUUGUUGUCUCUUCA